AUGCUGGGCAAGACGCCGAGCCCUUCGGCGACAAAUUCGGGCAUAUUAUCAUCCAUUGUGCUAUCGAAGCCAUCUUGGGAUAUCUUUGCCCGUUCCAGAGAGCCCUGCAUUGAAACAGAGUACCUGCGAACAAGGCCUUUCGAAUUUGGUUUUCCAGUCCUGUGCUUGUGGUGUGCCCCGAUGACCCAACCAGGUGAUUGUCCCUUCACACGAGAUUUACAGCUUCAAUCCUUGAAUUUCCGCAUGGUCGUCUGCCAUUUCCUGCAGCUCUGGUGGAUGCUAAACUGGGAUGGCACAAUCUUUGUGCCUACCCUCACUUCUCCCAGCUCUACGAUAUUUCAGCCUUCCACUGUUAUUGUUCAGGGACCCUAUAACUCAGCAUCAGAAUAUCACAUGCGCAGCCACUGGAAGCCUAAGGAACAAAUGUAA
Histoplasma capsulatum G186AR is the source of this 429-nucleotide messenger RNA. RefSeq lists its product as uncharacterized. The transcript has a single exon. The coding region runs from base 1 to 429 and encodes 142 amino acids. Lineage: Eukaryota; Fungi; Ascomycota; Eurotiomycetes; Onygenales; Ajellomycetaceae. The record is from RefSeq and is a predicted model, not a curated record.